AUCGAAGAUCGGGUUCUUCACUCUUCAGAAAUCAGAACCCUCCUCGUCGCCUCUUCCUCUUCCGCUUCCGCUUCAGCUUCCGCUUCCGCUUCUGCUCUCCAACGAUGGAUCAGUAGUCGGGUGGUUCUUUACAAACCAGAGGCAGCAGCAGCUCCUCCUCCAAAUAAAGCCCCAGUGAAUUCAAAGGAUAGAGAUGCUUCUCUUGCACAACUAGAGUUGGAGAGAAGAGCAUCUAACUUAUAGAGGGCAUAGGAGGACAACUAGAAGACCAAAGCCGAGAAUAAGGGAAGAUGGUUAAUGCAAUCAAAGGUCUCUUCAUCUCCUGCGACAUUCCCAUGGCACAAUUUAUUGUCAACCUGAAUAAUUCGAUGCCCCCUUCGGAGAAGUUCAUAGUGCACAUGCUUGAUAGUACGCAUAUAUUUGUGCAGCCGCAUGUGGCCGAGAUGAUUCGGAGUAAGAUUGCCGAAUUCAGAGACCAAAACAGCUAUGAGAAACCAGCAUAAACGUGAUGAAUAAAGCGCGACACUCUUCCUCUGACGGACAUUUUUGUUUCAGUAGCUACAGAUAAUAUACCAAGUCAAUUCAAACUGAAUUUUCUCUGUUAUCUUGUAUGCGAAUCAAGUUGCUUGUGCAAUUUGUUAAGCGUUUGUUCAUCCAAAAUGCUUUUUGUUCAUCCAGUGUACAAAUAGGUUUAUGCAUUUGUGUAGAAACUUUGAAUGAGAACUGAUUGAUCUUUGAUUGAUCUGCCUUUCAUGUUGAAA
Messenger RNA from Ananas comosus (pineapple), 761 nucleotides. RefSeq names its product RNA polymerase II transcription factor B subunit 5. The record is from RefSeq and is a predicted model, not a curated record. The coding region runs from base 291 to 503 and encodes 70 amino acids. NCBI's taxonomy places the organism in Eukaryota, Viridiplantae, Streptophyta, Magnoliopsida, Poales, Bromeliaceae. Gene Ontology annotation, biological process: transcription initiation at RNA polymerase II promoter; nucleotide-excision repair, preincision complex assembly; nucleotide-excision repair. The transcript has 5 exons. Gene Ontology annotation, cellular component: transcription factor TFIIH holo complex; transcription factor TFIIH core complex.